AUGAAUUCUCGACAACAAGAAGCUCACUCUCUCUAUCUCUUCUCUCUGUGUGUGUGUUAUGUGUGAAUACACAUGAAAAUGCAGAAGUUCAAAUUGCUUCUAGUGCUAUUCUUCGCUACUUGCCACUCCUCUUUGUCCAUCACAGAUGGUUUGUUGCCAAAUGGAGACUUCGAGGUUGGUCCAAAACCAUCAGAGUUGAAAGGUUCAAUAGUGACUACCCCCAAUGGCAUUCCACAUUGGACAAUCUCAGGAAUGGUUGAAUACAUAAAAUCAGGGCAGAAGCAAGGUGACAUGGUGCUGGUUGUGCCUCAUGGUACCUAUGCUGUUAGGCUUGGCAACGAAGCUUCCAUUAAGCAGAAGAUCCAAGUUGUGAAGGGCAUGUUCUACUCAUUAACAUUCAGUGCCUCACGCACUUGUGCUCAAGAGGAGAAGCUCAACGUGUCAGUGGUGCCAUCCAAUGAGAAGAGUGAUUGGGGAGUGUUUCCCAUUCAAACUAUGUAUGGAAGCAAUGGUUGUGACUCUUAUGCAUGUGGGUUCCGAGCAGAUUACCCUCGAGUGGAAAUUGUGAUCCAUAACCCUGGCGUGGAUGAGGAUCCUGCUUGUGGUCCUCUUAUUGAUUCUGUUGCCUUGAAACUCUUGCACUCACCCAAACGAACUAGAGACAAUUUGUUGAAGAAUGGAAACUUUGAAGAGGGUCCAUAUGUGUUUCCCAAAGAAUCUUGGGGGGUUCUAAUUCCACCUCACAUAGAGGAUGCCUACAGUCCUUUGCCAGGAUGGAUGGUUGAGUCUCUCAAGGCUGUGAAGUAUAUUGAUUCUGAUCACUUUGCUGUGCCUGAAGGAAAAAGAGCUAUUGAGCUUGUAGCAGGGAAAGAGAGUGCAAUUGCACAAGUGGUCAUCACAAUAAUUGGUAAGGUUUAUGACCUUACUUUUGUUGUGGGCGAUGCCAACAAUUCAUGUGAAGGUUCCAUGGUGGUAGAAGCAUUUGCUGGUAAAGAUACUAUCCAAGUGCAAUAUCAAUCUAAGGGUAAAGGAGGGUUCAUUAGAGGCAAGCUUCGAUUCAAGGCUAUGUCAACACGCACACGCAUCAGAUUCCUAAGCACAUUUUACACCACCAAGAGUGACAACACUGGUUCACUUUGUGGACCCAUAAUUGAUGAUAUAAGAUUGCUUAGUGUGCGUUAUUCUUAAUAUGCUUGAUCAAAUUGCACAUAGCUAGUGCACUCGGAAGUCAAAACACACGCUACAAUCCUUAUUCAAAAUACAAUAAUAGUCUUUUGCACUACAUCUAGUGUACACCUCUGUU
Messenger RNA from Glycine soja, 1303 nucleotides. RefSeq lists its product as uncharacterized. The transcript has 3 exons. The record is from RefSeq and is a predicted model, not a curated record. Bases 73 to 1188 code for a protein of 371 amino acids. Lineage: Eukaryota; Viridiplantae; Streptophyta; Magnoliopsida; Fabales; Fabaceae.